This is a messenger RNA of Schistocerca cancellata (South American locust), 1032 nucleotides long. RefSeq lists its product as uncharacterized. The transcript has 3 exons. The record is from RefSeq and is a predicted model, not a curated record. NCBI's taxonomy places the organism in Eukaryota, Metazoa, Arthropoda, Insecta, Orthoptera, Acrididae. Bases 89 to 658 code for a protein of 189 amino acids.
CUGAAUGAAUGUGUCUCACGACCUAUAUAAGAAACGACGAAGUGACGAAACCCUGUAUUUCGUCGGCGUCAUCUGAGCAGCAGCCAGCAUGUACCAGCGGUCCAUCUCCCUUCUGAUGCUGCUAGCUACGUGCUUUGCGGAAUUUUACCCUCUGCAUGAGAUCGCCGUCCACGAUCCGAAGUCGUUCGACGUGCUCUACAGCUCCACCUCGGGGCCUCACAACGAGACGUGGCGCUUCACUCUGCCUGUUAAACUCACCGCUGUCAUCCUUCCGUCGCAGGUCUUCAACUUCAGCUCUGGAGGUCUUUGGCCAGGCGGGACAUAUUCAGAGAACUUGCAGGUCCUGGUGUACCAGACAGGACUGGCCUCCGAUGCAGAAGACGAGUUCACCCUUCUAGUAGGCUCAGGAUCGUUCAACGACAGCGUCCAAUUCGGCCAGGAGCUGCGUAUCGCCGUGACAACUGCAAACGGCGCCGCUAUCCCAGUCAGAGAGUACGAGACUUCAAGCAACGGCUACAGCUACACCUUCAGCAUCAUCUUCGGUAGCACAGGUUUCUACCCUUGGUACAACAGCAGGGUCCUCACGGCCUACUCUGCUGUCGAGCGUUCAACGAAUGUGGCUGGCAUAGCCCUGGGCAUCGCCUUCAGUGACGGCUAAGACGCCAUGGCAAUGGGAUCGUUACCAUUGCUGUAGUGUCGGACUAUGCUAGGUACCAGUUGUGCACUGAUACCCGCCAAGAAACUAUUUUACCAGCCGUAGUUUAAGAGUGCUUAUAAAUUAUAAUAAUGCUAAACCAAUAUUUUUUUAAGCUCUGCUUAAGUGUAGCAAGACACACAAUUAGUAUACGAUAUCCCCAGCAGAGCAGGGUAAUAAAAAUAUUAAAAUAGUAUUGUUUUCUAUUUAGGCAUAAGACUGAUAUAUUUUAACUGCCACCGAUGACCAAUGCUUUUUUUGCUAAAGUGAAUUGCCAUAGAACUGUGCUGCUUCAGUGUAAAUAUUAAUAAUAAAAUAUUCUUCUCUAAGACUCAUAA